ACAACGGACAUAUCAACGUGUGGAGCAGAUGAGUGAAUGAGAAGAAGAAAGUUAUUGGUGGGAGGAAAAAUUUAGUCGGGAGAGGCUACAUGAAAAUGGCAUACAAAAGAAUGAUCUCAUGUGUGCCAAAAUCACAACAGUAAAAGGACAAUAAAGAGAGGAGGAGGUGGUGGAGGUGUACCGAGCAUACCUGCACAGCAUGAUUUUCCAGUAUAUAAAUGGCAGUCCGGUUAGAGAAGAAGCAGAUCACUUUCCACUCCUGAAGAGACGCAUCUCCAGUUUGUCUCUGCACCACCAAACAAGGAAGGCUCAUAAUGAAGGUCUUGGUGUUCUUGAUGUGCCUGAUGGUCACUGCCUUUGCUGCUCCUGCUCCGAGUGAAAGUAAUGAGGAAAAGCAGGUUGCAGCACAUGCUAAUGAAGCCCGGAGGUGGAUGGAGUUGUACAGGCUGUACCAGCAGCAGGGUGUACUUGGAAACCCCUUUCUUCCCGCUGUUGAUGCUCCUGUGGAUGCUGCACCAGCCCAGCCAGCUGAUGUCCCCCCUGCAGCUCCCGUUGCUGUUGGAGAUGCAUCAGAGGAGGAGACCGAGGAUGGUAACAUUGCACCCAAAGCUGCAGCACCUGUUGCUCCUGCUGCCCCACUGAACUCUGAUGAGGCGGAGGAGGACGAGGAGUUGGGGGCCGCUGAGGCUGAGCCAGCUGUGGUUCAAGCAGCACCAGCAGAGCCCGCAGCAGAUCCUGUGGCUGCUGACGCUGCUGCUGUGGAUGUGCCUCCUGUUGACGUGGUUCCUGCUGACAGUGCUCCAAAAGCCCCUGAGGUACCUGUCCAUACGGCUGCCCCUGCCGCAACUGAUGUCGCUACUGGAGCAACUGAUGCCGCCGAUGCCGCCGCUGCCCCACUGGCAGCUGAGAUUGACACGACUGGAGUGGCAGCAGAUCCUGCUGUGCUGUAGUUAUUACUCUCAUUGCCAGCCUAAGUGCUCCUCUGUUAGCAGUUACAGCAAUAGCUGGGAACAGUGAUGUAGUUGUAGCACAAAAGAAUAAAGAACUGGUGACAUUUGGAAUAGAGACUGAAGAGAAAAUGGGGGGAAAAAAAUAAAAAAUCAGAGCAAACAUCGGAA
Molecule: messenger RNA, 1118 nt
Organism: Scatophagus argus
Lineage: Eukaryota; Metazoa; Chordata; Actinopteri; Scatophagidae
Gene: enam
Product: enamelin
Exons: 10
Coding region: 315-950 (211 amino acids)
Source: RefSeq, a predicted model, not a curated record